GAGACCCCUUAUUUACAUGGAUUUUACAAAAAGGAGACGACAAGCAAAACAGUUUGAAACAAGGUGUAAAUGUUUGUUCAUGUGUGUGUGCAUGUGUGGAAGAUUGCUGAAUACAUGUGUGGUCAUUUCUUUAACAGGCAGCAGUUCUAACAGUUCUGAUGAUGAGAUGUUUUGAUUCUGUCUAUCUCCUGGUAGGAGGCUGCCACGUUAUCAAGGGCUGAGCAAAGCAUUUCUUUAUUGGAAGCAAAUGUAUGAUAAUUAUGAUCACAAUUAUUCCUACAGUAGUUCAAUAUAAAAAUUUAAAAAGUGCUGUUUCACUUCAUUCUGAGUUUUCUAUCUCAUCCAUUUGUAAAUACAUUGAAAUAAAGGCUAAGCUGUUGACCAUUUCUUUUCUCUUUUGUCAAGCCCAUGUAUAAAGGAAUUUGCCUCACUGUUCAAUACAUUCAGAGGGGACUUUUUGCUGCUCUGUGAGUUCAACAAUAAUAUACAAAAAUGUCAUCUUACAUUCCUAUCCACGGUUGAAAAUGAAGGUACUCUCAUUCUGAAUGUUGCUGAAGUUGAUGUGAAAGAGUGAAAUAAAAGCUUUGGCCUUGGAAUGUGAAAAGGUAACAAUGAUGGGAAAAAAAGAGCGUACGAAGAGUUGAUGUUACAGAAUGCAUGUUUGCACUUCUAAUUUUCAGUGGAAGCUUUAAGAGGGUGAAAUACACGACUAUUGUCAUUGGUAUUAAUAUAUUUUUUCAUUCUUUUGAAAAGUUAUGCUGAUGUGAGUGAGUCACAUUGAUUCUGAAUGAUGGGCUGGGUUUAUAAACGUUCUUCAGGCCGCUUUUCUCUAAAGUCAGUCACUUAUACACAUGUGGCAAAGUCUGACUCCCUUCUCAGCUUUAGUUGUUACCUCGAAGGACACAGCAGCAGAGACAUCUCUUCAUCAUGAAGUCCUUCUUUUGUCUGUUCUUCUUCCUGCUUUUGCUGUCCCGUGGGUAUUCAGCGGUCAUCACAGGGGCAUGUGAGAAGGACUCCCAGUGUGGAGGAGGAAUGUGCUGUGCGGUGAGUUUGUGGAUUCGUAGCCUGCGUAUGUGUACACUGAUGGGAGCGGAAGGAGAUAACUGUCACCCCUUGAGCCACAACGUUCCUUUCAUUGGGAAAAGACUUCAUCACACAUGCCCCUGUCUACCCAACUUGUCAUGCAUCGCUGUAGAAAAGGGACAAUCGAGAUGCCGUUCAUCAUUUCAGAGAGAUCACAACUAUAUCUAA
Messenger RNA from Syngnathoides biaculeatus (alligator pipefish), 1251 nucleotides. RefSeq names its product prokineticin 2 (gene prok2). The record is from RefSeq and is a predicted model, not a curated record. NCBI's taxonomy places the organism in Eukaryota, Metazoa, Chordata, Actinopteri, Syngnathiformes, Syngnathidae. The transcript is spliced from 3 exons. The coding region runs from base 928 to 1251 and encodes 107 amino acids.